UUGCUUUUCCAGGCUGCAAGGAGAGUGAUCUUGCUUUCAGGAACCCCUGCCAUGUCGCGGCCUGCGGAGCUCUACACGCAGAUCGCAGCUGUCCAGCCAGCCUUCUUCCCGCAGUUCCACUCCUUUGGGCUACGCUACUGUGACGCCAGGAAGAUGCCAUGGGGUUGGGACUACUCUCGAUCAUCCAACUUAAUUGAACUGAAAAUUUUGCUGGAAGAGUCCAUCAUGAUCCGACGUCUGAAAUCAGAUGUGCUUUCCCAGCUUCCAGCAAAGCAACGCAAAAUGGUUGUGGUGGCUCCUGAAGGCAUUAGUGCAAAGACCAAAGCUGUCUUGGCAGCUGAAGCAAAGAAGAUGGCCAAAGGAUAUCAAAGUAAACAACAGGAGAAGGAAGCUCUUCUCCUCUUCUACAACAGAACAGCAGAAGCUAAAAUCCACUCAGUCGUAGAAUACAUCCUGGAAUUACUGGAAAGUGGGAAUCGUAAAUUUCUGGUGUUUGCUCAUCACAAGAUAGUGCUGGAUGCAAUAGUUGCAGAGCUGGAGAAGAAACAUGUUGAAUACAUUCGCAUUGAUGGCUCCACACCUUCAGCUGAGCGGCAGUCUCUGUGCGAGAAGUUCCAGUUCUCGGAGAAGCAGGUUGUGGCCGUCCUGUCCCUCACUGCUGCAAACAUGGGCCUGACAUUAUCUGCUGCAGACCUGGUGGUGUUUGCAGAGCUCUUCUGGAACCCAGGGGUUUUGAUUCAAGCAGAAGAUCGGGCACAUCGAAUUGGACAGACCAGCUCUGUUAAUGUUCACUACCUGGUGGCUAAAGGCACAGCAGAUGACUACUUAUGGCCAAUGAUUCAAGAGAAAAUCAAAGUGCUGGGGGAAGCUGGUCUUUCAGAAACCAAUUUCUCCAAAACAGCUGAAUCCACUAAUUACUGCCCUAAGCCAGAUCCAAAGCAGAAGACCAUCUAUGACCUUUUCCAGAGGACCUUCUCUGAGAGCAAAGAUUACACUGAUGAAGCUGUGCUUUUGGAGGCAGCUGAUGCUUGCUGUGAGUUUGACUCUGGCAGUGCCUUGCAAGAUACAGAGGGAGAGACGUGUUCAGUGAGUCCCCCCAAAAAGCGGCGUAUUGAGGAUUUUUUUAAAGUGUAA
Messenger RNA from Pelecanus crispus (Dalmatian pelican), 1134 nucleotides. The record is from RefSeq and is a predicted model, not a curated record. NCBI's taxonomy places the organism in Eukaryota, Metazoa, Chordata, Aves, Pelecaniformes, Pelecanidae.